This is a messenger RNA of Cuscuta campestris, 907 nucleotides long. The record is from the annotation of a GenBank genome assembly. NCBI's taxonomy places the organism in Eukaryota, Viridiplantae, Streptophyta, Magnoliopsida, Solanales, Convolvulaceae.
AAUAAGAAAUGAAAUUUGGGAGAAUAUAAAUAUUAAAUGCAUCGGGGUAAUGAUUCUCUCCCGUCUCCCCGUCCUUCCUCCCAACCGUAACCAUCGGUCGAGUCUCCCCAAUGGAAAGUAGCAGUAGCAAUGGGCGGGGAAAGAUCGAGCAAGAAGUGGUUGAUUUCUAUUUGGCAAACAAAAAGAGGAAGCACGCUCUCAGGCAGGCAAUGGAGCGCCCCCAUCCACCUCCGCGGAUUAGACAGAUUAUAUCCGAGAAGAGGGAAGAGCGCCGGCGGCGCCGCCGUGCACAAUCUUGCCCGCCCACAAGUUCCGACGCCUCUCCAGCGAAUCGAAUGAGAAGAUUCUUCAUUUUAUGCGCAAAAUCCAAUUUAGGUCAGGGAAGUAGGGUUCAAUCGGUUCUUUGCGAUCUCAUGGGUGAGAGCGCGGUUUUCAUACUCUAUGGCGCAGCGGACUGGGAAUCUAUAAACCCCCUCCAAUACGAGGGGGCAAUUAGCAUGGGGGUAGACCUGCACUCGGGCACCUUCAGGAAAUGGAUCGAAUCAGGUUUUCAUAUUUUGGAUGGUGGGGCCGACCCUGUGGCCGUGGGGGUAGCUCUCGUGAACAGCGCUGUUUCUUCCAUUAUGCCUGGACCAUACCGAGCUAAGGAUACGAAUGCUGCCACGCAAGUUGUGUAAGUGUUUAUAAGAGAUAUGAUUUAAAUGUGUGCAUAUGGCGAGUGUUUUUUAUUGUUGAAUAUUUCGGCCAGGUGGUUGGGGUUGGCAUGCAUAUGGUUAGGGUUAUUAUUAAGCUGAAUGGUGGUUAUUUUUUUUAAAGGAAUCUGGCCAAGAUAUUUAGGAUGGUAACAUGGAAUUAUUUUGUGGUGUUUUAGGCAGUUAUUUUCUGCCAUGUGGGCAGGAGAUGUUUA